AUGCCCCCACGUGGAAAUGAUGUUGAUGCUGCGUCACGAGAGCUGGCCGAAGGCGCUUUCCGCCAUAACCUGGUCAAGGCGGUGUUCGACAACGUGGACGCUGCCUUCUGGAAGGAGCGCUCUCCAGUCACCAUCCAGCUGCUGAUGGCCUUCACGGCGGCAGGCUUCGCCGAGCUUAUCAACAGCAUGCCACUCUGCAACCUCAUCAUGCCCAUCGUAUUCGAGAUAGCGUCGGUGUCCACCACCAACCCUGUGCUGUACGCGAUUCCGGUAGCGGCCGCGGCAUCGUCGAACCUCAUCUUCCCGUCAAGCAUUCCCGUGGUCAUCCUGAGGAACUCUCUGGAAAUGCCCACGAGCGAAGCGGUGGUGGUAGGCCUGGUGCUCAAGGCCGUCCUGGUUGUGUCGGCGGUACUGUCCACCAACACGGUGGGACGCCUCCUUUUUGAGGCCGAAGGAAAGCGCUUGGAAUCGACACUGCCAAGCCUGACCACUCCUAUGCUCAACACGAGCUUCAUCGCCGCUCCAUUCGAGUAACGGCGUCGGCUUGAACGUUUUUGAGCCGCACAGUGCCGACCACGUCAGGUCAACGCUGUAUGCUCACGGUAGAGGUGUCAUUAAAGACACGCAUUUUCGCUCAACUUAGUUUUUAAUGACUGUUUAAAGUGAUUUGAAGCAUUUUGUGACUGUGACAGUGAGGAGCGAUUGGACGCCCAAUGUGAUAGUGACGACGUGUACGUGCAAGCGUGUGCCCUGUGGUGACGUGACGUAUACUUGUCGGCCUGUGCUUGACACAUUGUGCAACUCCACGCCGCUUGGGUGAUCUUGGCGAUUCGUCACCGGUGGCGUGUUAUUCGUGCCAAACUGUUUAUAAGAAAACGUCCAUAAAGUUUGCCUUCAAACCUAGUUGUUCACUGUGACUGACCGUUUUAGUGUCGUGAAUGCACUUCUAAUGGCGUUAUUUUUGUUUCUUUUCACGUUGUGUGCAACUAUCCACACUCCUGUAAUGGUUUCAUACAUCACUGGUACACUUUCAGUUGCUAUGUCUCCUACCAAUGUCUCGUGUACGAGUCCUCCGACAAUUUGUACGCGUAAUGUAGGUGGACAUUUUGCUAAGUUGCCCACCACAAUUAAUUCGAAGGCAAUUAAUUCGGAGCGCUAGGCACCAUGCCUCAUUUUGCGGUGAUGUAGGCUGCUCAAAGAAUGAUGUGUAGACAUCUUAUAGUAUACAA
Molecule: messenger RNA, 1229 nt
Organism: Dermacentor silvarum
Lineage: Eukaryota; Metazoa; Arthropoda; Arachnida; Ixodida; Ixodidae
Exons: 5
Coding region: 1-534 (177 amino acids)
Source: RefSeq, a predicted model, not a curated record